Messenger RNA from Gymnodraco acuticeps, 3152 nucleotides. RefSeq lists its product as uncharacterized. NCBI's taxonomy places the organism in Eukaryota, Metazoa, Chordata, Actinopteri, Perciformes, Bathydraconidae. The coding region runs from base 252 to 2768 and encodes 838 amino acids. Gene Ontology annotation, cellular component: extracellular matrix. Gene Ontology annotation, molecular function: acrosin binding. The transcript has 9 exons. Gene Ontology annotation, biological process: binding of sperm to zona pellucida; positive regulation of acrosome reaction; egg coat formation. The record is from RefSeq and is a predicted model, not a curated record.
CGUAACUGCCCGCGAAAUAUUGGACAAAAGAAACUCGGCUAUAGUAGUGUCAACUAAAUCCAUAGUAUUACAACAAAAGUGCUUUAAACGAGCCCAGCUGCGUGUGAUCCAAUCAGCAGCAGGUGCAGCAGCAGGUGUGAUAAUGAAGGUGAGAUAAUGAAGGUGAGAUAAUGAAGGUGAGUUCAGAGUGAGAUCAGACUACUUGGCUCUCCCGUCGCAGCACUCCAGCACGAGCUCCACACACCCGCAUCAUGUCGGUGUUCGCGUGGCUUCUUUGGAUUGUGUUUCGUGGUACUCUAGGAGGUCCGGUUCAGCACGCGACAUGGUCGGAAGGGGCAGACCUACAUUCGGUACAGACACCACAGCAUGAAGCCACGAACCCUUCGUUCUACCACCUGCCCAUGUUCCAGCAUGCACUGAGGCCACUUGUAUCCCCGGAGCUGUUUCGUCCGGUCCUUCAGAAGAGCCCACUGCCCACCGGACUGAAUGCUCUACUGUUCCCGCAAGCGAGAAUACAGCACAGCCUCACGGGGACGGGGUCACGCGCUGUGCACGUCUGGUGCGGGUUCGAUGAUAUCUCUGUGCGCGUCGACCGCCUCCAUCUGCGCACGUGGACCGAUCCAUCGCUGUUUCGACUCGGCUCGUGCCCGGUCAGCAGGGUCAGCCCCCGCUUUCUCUACUUCCACCACAGACUGACCGACUGCGGCGGAGAGCCUCAGGUUGUUGGCGGCCAGCUGGUGUACAGCUAUGUGCUGUGCUAUACUCCACCUCAGCAAGGCUACGUCAUCAGAGUCGUACCACUUAACUUCCCUAUCUAUUGCAAUUACAACAGGUUCCAUUACGCCUACCAAGUUGGCUUCAGACCUCAAAUUCAACACACAACCUUAAUGAAGAGCAUCAGGAGUAAACUCAGCUACAGCCUUACUGUCUGCAAUGCCCAGGGAGAGCCCGUCCCAUCAGGCCAUUGGUUCUUUUUAGGGGAGCCGGUUUAUUUUGUUGCCCAGGCAGCAGCUCUGUUUGCUGGGGAGAGGCUUUAUGUGGACUCCUGCUAUGCCACAAGCUCCAGCGACCCACACAGUGAGCACAGAGCGGACAUCAUUACUAACUAUGGCUGCAUGCCAGACAGCAGGAGGGUGGGCAGCAGCUCCCGCUUCCUGCUGGGAGGGGGCAGUGUGCUGAAGUUCUCUGUGGAUGCAUUUCUCUUCAGAGAACUCUCACAGGUGCUGUACCUCCACUGUUCAAUAUCAGUCGGUCUCACCACUUCCUACUCCUCAAAGUCCUGCAGCUACGACCAGGCUGCUGGCAGGUGGGAGGAGCUGACGGCCGCAGCCUCAGUGUGCUCCUGCUGUGACUCCAUGUGUGGCAACAUACACCAAUCAGCUAACAAGAACACAGUCAGCAGUCCAGGCUUGCUCAUCAGACAAAGAAGUGAAGUGAAACCAAGGGGGAAGGAGAUGUCUUUUCAAGCAGAGAAGACAAGAGACUGGGAAGAUCCAGAAGAGAAGCUGGAAGAGGAAAAAGAUGAGAACCAUAAGGAAGUCCAGACUUUUCCACAGGAGACGGAGGAGGAAGAAGCCAGUCCUAAGAAGACUAAUGAGACAAAAGCAUGGAGAACAAGUGAUGUAGUCACUCAGGAGGAGGAGGAGGAGGAGGAGGACGACGUGGGAGAGACGGAGGUGGUGAUGGAUGAGACGGACAGCCAGCUGAAAGAGUUCUCUACAGAGGACAUCAUGCCUGACCAGAGUACACCAGAGGAAUUCUCAAGUACCGAACAUGCUUCUGUGAGUGGUUUGUCCAGUCACAACAUCAGCACUGAUGCUUCUGGUUCCAGCGCUACAACUACAGCUUCCAGCUUUGCGAUUGAUUAUGAUGAUACGAGUAAUCUUGGUUCUGCAGAAAAUGUUUCCACAUCUGCACUUCCUACCAGUGAGCUUUGUGCUGAUGGUGACCCAAAGAACUGCAGCACCACCAUUAAUAGUGCAGCAGGUGGGACACAAAGCUUCACCCCUGAUACUGUUGUUGGAGUAACCAAUAGAUCUGGUUCUCUUUGGGAGUCAGAUAUUAGAGACUUUGAGACAGUUGGGAAACACUCUGACACCGGUGACUUGGGAAUGGAUGUUCCAGGUUUGUUUAAUAUCAGCAGGCUGGAGGCAAAUCAGAGUGACUCGCUCCUCUGGUCUGACUGGAUACAAGGCCAAGCAGAAGAUGCUGAUCAGAGUGAAGGAGAUGAUGAUGGUGGUGGUGAUGAUGAUGAUGAUAUGCUUCACAGUGUUCAGAGCAGAGAGUCAGACUCGGAGCAGCACGCUCAUCCAGCUGGCUUCAGGGACACCACCUUUGUACACGGGUCUCUCGGUAAGCCUGAUUUUGAUUCUGGAGCUGAAGAAGACGAAGUUCUUCAUCUGAGUCCCUUGACUGGAGAAGAGCAGACAAAAUGGCAGGAAGAAUACUUUUCUGAUGCCACUACAAGACCACACGGUGUCAGUUCUUUGAGUUUAGAGGACAUGCAUGAAGACAGCCUUAGUCACUCUGCUUUGGUGAGCAUCUCCUCCGCCCUGCAGGGCUCUGUGAGCAGCCUGCCAGCUGAUUCGGACUGGGCUGAUCUGGAGCCAGCACCGGGCUUGUACAGCUUGGGGUUUGUGGAGGAGUGGCCAGUAGAGGAGUUGGGACAGAAGCUGAUGGAUGACUUCUAUCAAGAUGAGAUUAAUUAUCAGAAAAGUUCUAACACUGGUUUACAUAAGAAUGGACACAAUAUUUCACUAGAGUUUUAAACAUGUCUGAGUCUGACCUGACAAAAACAGCACAUGCGAUCCUGUGCUGCUGUAUUUAUUACGUUGUUUUGUACAUGUUUCAAUAUUUAUGAAAGUCUUAAGAACUGCUUUGCAGGGGGGAAAGGUAAAGUCAGAAGUCAUAGUGGGUCAUGUAGAAUCCAUCCAGCAACAGGAAAUGAGGCAGUUAACUUUACAACCCUUUCUUUCAAAUGCUGUAACUUUCCUAUGAUUGUAGAACCUCAGUAAUUUUGAAACCUUUCUGUAAAUGUCAAGGACCAACAGCUGUUAGUGCUCACAUGAAGAAUAUGAAACCAGGAGAGACUUUCAGACAAACCUUUCCAAGACUGGAGGAGAACCUGAUGUUCAGCUGCCUGUAGCCAUGAU